Vombatus ursinus (common wombat) is the source of this 2522-nucleotide messenger RNA. RefSeq names its product lysine demethylase 2B (gene KDM2B). Gene Ontology annotation, biological process: regulation of transcription by RNA polymerase II; protein demethylation. The record is from RefSeq and is a predicted model, not a curated record. Gene Ontology annotation, molecular function: DNA binding; protein binding; histone demethylase activity. NCBI's taxonomy places the organism in Eukaryota, Metazoa, Chordata, Mammalia, Diprotodontia, Vombatidae.
CCCGAACCUGGGCCCACCAUGAGCCAUGGCCAUGUCCGUGAGCGCCGAGGAGGACGACUAUGAGGAGCCGGAGCACGACCAGAACCGGGCAGUAGGUCGGCCCAAGGGGAAGCUGGGCCCAGCCUCAGCGGUGAAGUUGGCCGCCAAUCGGACGACGGCAGGGGCGCGCCGGCGACGGACGAGAUGCCGCAAGUGCGAGGCCUGCCUGCGGACCGAGUGUGGAGAGUGUCACUUUUGCAAGGACAUGAAGAAGUUUGGGGGGCCCGGGCGGAUGAAGCAGUCCUGCAUCAUGAGACAGUGCAUCGCGCCAGUGCUGCCCCACACUGCCGUGUGUCUGGUGUGUGGAGAGGCAGGGAAGGAAGACACGGUGGAGGAGGAGGAGGGCAAGUUUAACCUCAUGCUUAUGGAGUGCUCCAUUUGCAAUGAAAUCAUCCACCCUGGAUGCCUUAAGGUGAAGGAGUCAGACGGCGUGGUCAACGAUGAGCUCCCCAACUGCUGGGAGUGUCCAAAGUGCAAUCAUGCUGGCAAGACUGGGAAACAAAAGCGCGGCCCCGGGUUCAAGUACGCCUCGAACCUGCCCGGCUCGCUGCUAAAGGAGCAGAAGAUGAACCGGGACAACAAGGAAGGGCCGGACUCGACCAAACGGCGAGGAGAGUGUGAGGAGGCUGCCCGGCGGAAGUCCGAAGAGCACGCCAAGAAGGCGCCUGCCGAUGCCGUCCUUCGCAGAAAGUCUGACGAAGUUCACCUGAGGAGGAAGCGGAAAUUCGAGAAGCCCCAGGAGCUAAACGCUCGGAAGCGGCUAAAACUCGUCAAGGAGGAGAAGCUUUUCAGGAAAAAGCGGCGGUCCUGGAAGAAUGCCGAGGACCGCGUGGGCCUGGCCAACAAGCCCCCUCGGCGUUUCAAGCAGGAGCCCGAGGACGACCUGCCCGAGGCGCCCCCCAAGAGCAAGGAGAGUGACCAGUCCAGGUCCAGCUCCCCCACCGCAGGGCCCAGCACCGAGAGCGCCGAGGGCCCAGACAAAAAAAUGAAGGCCCGCCGUAAGCGGCGGCUCCCCAACAAGGAACUGAGCAAGGAACUCAGCAAGGAGCUGAACCAGGAGAUCCAGAAGACCGAGAACAGCCUCGCCAAUGAGAACCAUCAGCCCAUCAAGUCGGAGCCAGAGAGCGAGAACGAGGAGCCCAAGCGCAUGCUGGGGAGCGAGCGGCCCCCCCGCUUCAGCAAGGGCCUCAACGGGGCCCCCCGCGAGCUGCGGCACCCGCUCGUGCCCGGCCUGCGCAGCCCCCCCCGCGUCCCGGCGCGGCCCCCGCCCUCCCUGUCCCCACCCAAGUGCAUCCAGAUGGAGCGGCACGUCAUCCGCCCGCCGCCCAUCAGCCCCCCGCCAGACUCGCUGCCCCUGGAUGACGGCGCCGCCCACGUCAUGCAGCGGGAAGUGUGGAUGGCCGUGUUCAGCUACCUCAGCCACAGUGACCUCUGUGUCUGUAUGCGGGUCUGCAAGACCUGGAACCGCUGGUGCUGUGAUAAGCGGUUAUGGACCAAAAUCGACCUGAACCACUGCAAAUCCAUCACCCCGCUCAUGCUCAGUGGCAUCAUCCGCCGACAGCCCAUCACCCUGGACCUCAGCUGGACCAACAUCUCCAAGAAGCAGCUCAGCUGGCUCAUCAACAGGCUGCCUGGGCUCCGGGACCUGCUGUUGUCUGGCUGCUCCUGGAUCGCCGUCUCUGCCCUGUGCAGCUCCAGCUGUCCUCUGCUGCGAACACUGGACGUGCAGUGGGUGGAAGGACUCAAGGACGCCCAGAUGCGGGACCUGCUGUCCCCCCCCACAGACAACCGGCCAGGCCAGAUGGACAAUAGGAGUAAGCUCCGAAACAUUGUGGAACUACGCCUGGCUGGGCUGGACAUCACAGAUGCUUCCUUGCGGCUCAUUAUCCGCCACAUGCCCCUACUCUCCAAACUGCACCUCAGUUACUGUAACCACGUCACUGACCAGUCCAUCAACCUGCUGACAGCGGUAGGGACGACCACCAGGGAUUCCUUAACAGAAAUUAACUUAUCAGACUGCAAUAAGGUUACUGACCAGUGCCUGUCAUUCUUUAAACGUUGUGGAAAUAUCUGUCAGAUUGACCUAAGGUACUGUAAACAGGUGACCAAGGAAGGCUGUGAGCAGUUCAUAGCCGAGAUGUCAGUGAGUGUCCAGUUUGGGCAAGUGGAAGAAAAACUCCUACAGAAACUGAGUUAGUCCAAGGACAGGUGUGUAAAUAGUGGGCUGGGGAGGGGGGAAGGAGAGGGAGAAAAUGACUUUCGUUUCAGAAUACAUGGGGAUUUUAUUUUACACUUGGAACUUGGACUCACAGAGGAGAGCAAAGAUCCCAUUUUACAAGCCCUAUCUAUUGAUCGAAUGAUCCCGGAAAGGACCGAGUUCACCUCCCUCGUUGUGAACGCCCAGCGCACACACGGGCCAGGGCACUCUGCACUCCCUGGCUUCUGUGACGAUUCCUAAGAGACAUUCACAGCUGGGGGGCGGG